Messenger RNA from Candidozyma auris, 2778 nucleotides. RefSeq lists its product as uncharacterized. The transcript has a single exon. Bases 1 to 2778 code for a protein of 925 amino acids. The record is from RefSeq and is a predicted model, not a curated record. Gene Ontology annotation, molecular function: protein binding. Lineage: Eukaryota; Fungi; Ascomycota; Pichiomycetes; Serinales; Metschnikowiaceae.
AUGGACCCUCAGGUGCCCUUUUUGGCCAAGGCCAAGGUCUCCUGGUCAGGGGAAGAAGAAGGCGACUUGGGCUUCCUAGAGAACGAAAUCAUCAAGGUGUUCCACAUUGUCGACGAGCUGUGGUGGCAGGGGCUGCUUUCACGAAACGGCAACGAGGGCAUCUUCCCAAAAGAGUUUGUCAAUAUCGUGGUGGACUCCAGAUCCAACAGUCAGGUACCUACCCCCACAAAAACGGGCCAGCAGAGAUCAAGGGCUUCUAGGGAAACUACACCGGUGCCUAUGCUGAAGCUGCCCUAUGUCAAUUCCACUUCACUGAAGUUAUACCAGGGAAAACGAGCCUCGCAGUCGUUCUCUCCUAUGACGACUCCUACUAAGGCCAAGGCAACGCCUACGAAGAGUUCUCCUGGCGCAAGCUACGCCUAUAAGAUGUCGCCAGCAUCGAAACUGGCUCCACAGCUUUACGCUGACCACUCGUUUGACCAGAAAAGACUGCCUAAUCCCAAGCUCUACUCGCAGUAUGUGAUGAACUCUGGCAUCUCAAGAGACAGCACUGAUUAUAAAAGACAUAGCAUGGUGGAUUUGAAACAUACCAACGAUCUUAGAAACGCCGUUCCCGUGGAUGACUACACCGAGGACGACGACUUGCUCGAGCUGAUCUCUUAUAAAAAGCAGCAGCUUGAGAAGGAAUUGAUGAACUUGAAGCGGUUAGAGCGGAGCCACGUCCAACAAAAACAGCGCCAGAGCCUCCUGGUCGAAUCUUCUUUUGUCAGUGAAGACCUCUUAUCUUCGAGACGCAAUUAUAACUCAAAGGAUGACCUUGGAGCAAAACUAGCACUCGUUGAUGAGCCUGAGCUCGUUGAUGACGAGGAAGACGACGUUUCAGCGCCUCCUCCGCCUCCUCCCCCAAAGCAUAAGGCUCUGGUCUCCAUUCCUUUCGCUCCUGAAGACUUUAGAGCCUCUGGUGCCUCCAAUUUACAGGCAGACCAGUCAUGGAGACAGCUGCAGAACGAGCAACUCAAACUCUCCUUAAAAUCUUUGCAAAGUGAUGUUCUCAAUCUCUCGGAAUUGAGUGCUACAUCUGCUGGCUCAUUCAUGAGACACAAGUACGAGAGAGAGAUGAAUGAUAAUGAAAACCGUAUGAGCCGCUUGAGCAUCACUGAAGACCCCGCUGAGACUCCAUCUGAUGUCAUGAACUCUGUUUUUAAAGAUAAAAAGUCCAAGCAUCCGAAGAUCUUUAAGAUGCUUAUGAAAAAGAAACCCGAGCAGAAUUUAAUGGAGCAAAGACUCGAACAGAGCCAGCCCGAUGAUUGGCAGAGUUUCAAGGUUGACUUGAACAGAAUGAACACGUUGACUUCACAAGACAAACAAUUACGCACCAAAAGAGCUGUACGUAAAGAGCCAAAUUUUAUUGCAAGGCCGUUGGACUUUGUCACUGACAUCAAUGAAAGUGAGACGUUUGGGCCAGACCAGCACUUACCUCCUCAAAAAAACAUGAAGGUAAAUAUGCGAAAGGUGGCUGACUUUUCAGAAAGAUACUCUUAUAGCUUCGACUUCAACGAUUUGAUCUCAGACAUCAGUGUCAAAUUUGGCACUUGGAGACCCAACGAGAUAAGAGCGGUGUUAUUGCACUUGUGCAAAUUUAGAAUCAUCGAAGAAAGCGAGCGGAUUCUGCAAGCAAAACCCAAGUUGAGCGAAGUCAUGGCCAAGGGCGAGGCAACAAUUUUCCAACUUAAUUAUCUUUUCAAAAAGCUUCUUGAGGCAUUGCGUAUUCCAUCCGAGGUAGUACUUGGAUUCUGGAAAAAGCCCAACGAAUUUUAUCAUAACGAACAAUACGUCGUCAAUCACUGCUGGCUCUCUGUGAUGGUUGAGACAGACAUCUACGGCAAUGGAUCUUUCCGCAUCAUUGACCUCAUGUGUUUCAAGAAUGGCUCUAUCUGCAAUAAAGAAGGUUUCAACGAGUUCUAUUUCUUGGCCGAACCUUUAGACUUGGUGUCCACUCACAUUCCGUCUGUGAUCGAGUUACAACAUGUUUGUCCACCAGUGGAUCUUAAUAUUGCAUACCACUUGCCACGAAUGUAUUCUGGCUGGUCCAAAAACAGUCUUGUUUUCAAAAACUUCAACAACGCAUUGACUCGUAUUCGAGACUUGGAGUUUUUUGAGGCAGACAUUCUCAUCCCCACAAAUGUGGAACUUUUUACUCUAAUCAAAACAUCUAGAGCAACCUCCAACGACUACACUUUGUGCCAGAUCUACUGGAGUGGCGGUAAGAGAAUCGCCAAGGUGAAAGCAGUUCUCCCAGAUAAAGAGGAAGUUGGAGUGUUGCAGAUAUUUGCUGGAGCCAAGGGACUACAGACUCACUUCGAUAACAUCCACGAGUUGGCGUGCGUUAUCCCACUCUACCAUUCAGGCUCGCAGAAGCCAUGCAAGCUCGUUCCUCGCUUCCCAACGAACCAGGCACAAAAUAAUGAUCUUUACAUCAAGCAUCCUCAGCUUCACAAUAUCCGCGUGGGCCAUGCGUACAACUUCGAGAUAGAAGUGCAUCCGUCCAUGGGGCUCAACUCGGGUCUGGGUAUCAUGAAUCAAGACUUCAAGCUCGUGAUUGAGUCGCCACUGGGCAAGUACACACGGCUAGUGCAUGACGAGCCCCACAAGCCAUAUGGCACGUUCCGUACAAAUAUGAACUGUCAAGAGAACGGUACCUACCGAGCGUUGGUGAUUGGUGACAGCGGCAACAGCUGGUAUGUGUUUGCCCAAUGGGAAUGCGCUGGGCUGCAUUAA